UUUGUAAUUGGUGAUAAAAAAUUUGAAUUUCUUGCAUUUUCAUCGAGCCAGUUGCGGGAUAAUUCAGUGUGGAUGUUUGCAUCAAGACCUGGCCUUACUGCAAUUGAUAUAAGAACUUGGAUGGGUGAUUUUUCGCAGAUCAAGAAUGUGGCAAAAUAUGCUGCCAGACUUGGUCAAUCUUUUGGUUCCUCCACAGAGACUUUGAGUGUUCUUAGGCAUGAGAUUGAAGUUAUUCCUGACGUAAAGGUUCAUGGAACCAGCUAUGUCUUUUCUGAUGGAAUUGGUAAAAUAUCUGCUGACUUUGCUCGUAGAGUUGCCUCAAAAUGUGGCCUUCAACAUACACCAUCUGCUUUUCAGAUUCGUUAUGGUGGAUAUAAAGGUGUUGUGGCUGUUGAUCCAUAUUCAUCAAUGAAGUUAUCUUUGAGAAAGAGCAUGUCGAAAUAUGAAUCAGACAACAAUAAGUUAGAUGUCCUUGAGUGGAGCAAAUAUCAGCCUUGUUUUCUUAAUCGUCAACUGGUUACUCUCUUGUCUACACUUGGAGUGAAAGAUGAUGUUCUCGAACAGAAGCAAAAGGAAGCUGUAGAUCAGCUUGAUGCUAUCUUGCAUGAUUCUUUGAAGGCACAGGAGGCUUUGGAAUUGAUGUCUCCUGGAGAGAACACUAAUAUUCUCAAGGCAAUGCUGAAUUGUGGUUAUAUGCCUGAUGCUGAGCCCUUUCUUUCAAUGAUGCUGCAAACCUUCCGCGCAUCGAA
Solanum tuberosum (potato) is the source of this 749-nucleotide messenger RNA. RefSeq names its product RNA-dependent RNA polymerase 1-like. Lineage: Eukaryota; Viridiplantae; Streptophyta; Magnoliopsida; Solanales; Solanaceae. The record is from RefSeq and is a predicted model, not a curated record. Gene Ontology annotation, molecular function: RNA-directed RNA polymerase activity. Gene Ontology annotation, biological process: siRNA processing. Gene Ontology annotation, cellular component: nuclear RNA-directed RNA polymerase complex. The transcript has a single exon. The annotation marks the transcript as partial.